This is a messenger RNA of Plodia interpunctella (Indianmeal moth), 1667 nucleotides long. RefSeq lists its product as uncharacterized. Lineage: Eukaryota; Metazoa; Arthropoda; Insecta; Lepidoptera; Pyralidae. The record is from RefSeq and is a predicted model, not a curated record. Gene Ontology annotation, molecular function: protein binding. The transcript has 8 exons. The coding region runs from base 168 to 1298 and encodes 376 amino acids.
CUUUAAUUAGUAACUGACUAAUCACUAUAUUUACACCUUUAUUUUCUUAGUAAAUCGAAUGUUGGAAAGAUUUAGGUGGUGGUAAAACAGGCUGAAGAUGAACAACAACUAUAUAUCUGUAAUCAUCUAUCUAUAUUUUAGGUACGAGCCGAGCUGCUAAUGGCCACAUGGACAUUCCCAUCUUUCAAACCGACGAAGGCAGAUACCUGGCAAAGUCUCUCGGCGAUCCUUUGAUCAAAGGUCUGACCGAAGUGGCUAACGUAAAACCCAAGGACCCCGUCGCGUUCCUAGCGAGUUUCCUCCACAAUUUUCCCGAUCAAGAAAAACCUCACUUAGGUACGCAGGAGAAUCUGAUGGUGACUCGUCAGGCUGCAGAGGUGGAGAACAUGCAGCCGCCGCCAGAGGUCGACGUCCCCAAGAUGACGGCUAAGGUCGCUCGCAGCGCCACCAAGACUGCCACCAAACACCGCCCUAUAGAUGUCGUGACAGUUGACCCCCAGCCCGAAGUGAGCCCCGAUGGUCCGGAGACAGCCUUCAGUAGUGCUAAUAGAGAUGAACACGGCCAAUCCAUGCUGCACUUUGCUGCCGCUAGAACUCACACCCGCAACGCUCUGUUCCAACUUCUCCAAGAGUCUGACAUCAGCCUGGCCUACAGAGACGAGCUGUACCGCACCGCACGGGACGUCUCCAUACAGGCCAACAUUCUGGACAACACCGCCGAAAUCGACAGAUGGGUGCUGCAUCUCGCCGCGAGAGGGAACUCUGAAAAGAUAAUGGAGCUGUUACUGGAAGGUUACGACCACAUUUUAGACGUGGUGGAUGAGGAGGGCGUGACGAUAACAGACGUGAUCGCGCAGCGAGGGGACAGCCAGAUGGGCAGUCUACUCGCCUCCAUACCAGCCUUUGAGGAGUCGCGCGAGGCCCUCCACGGCGCCGUGCGACAUGGUGAUCUGCCAGCAGUUCAGGAGAUGCUGUCAGCUGAGGGUGGGCGCACACUGGCUCGCAGUCAGAACACCUUCGGCAGAACUGCGCUUCACAUCGCUGUGCUAGCCCAGAAUGAAGAGAUCGUGGCCUAUCUGGCGCAAACGUAUGCUGAACUGCUACGGAUUGGAGAUAACUUGGAACGCACGCCUUUGCAUUACGCGAUGGGAGUAGAGAAGAUUGAGUCGCUAAGCAGACUGCUGAUCCGAGCGGGAGCCAAGCGAGUCCUUAAGGACCUGAAGGGUCGACAGCCCUCCUACUACUUCAUGAACAAGUCUGACAUACUACGGCUAAAGGAAGAAGAGGAAGUGUAUUGAAGCAAAAUCAAUAUUGUUCGGAGAUCUCAAAAUGUCAAAGAAUCGACGUUAUGAUAAAUAACCCCUCGACUCGACGACGACGCAUAAAAAACAAUGUAGAAUUUAGACAUACAUAUGUAGUCUUGAAUGGCUGUGGCUCGUAACUAGGUAGAUGAUUUUUUAAAAGCAGGGUGUCUGUAUUUGGGAUAGAAUAAUAGAGGCUUCUUAUGCUGCACUUAUUGCAAUAGCAAUAUUAUUUAGUUGCAUUUGUAAAUGUAUAGAAACAUUGAAUGGAAAUUCACUAUUUUAACGUCAUUUUUUAUGGUACAUAUUGUUUGUACUUGAUGGGACCCUAUUUGAAAUUAAUUAGGGAAUUAAAAACAACUUAAA